AUGAAAUCCUCUGACAUCGACCAGGAGUUGUUCACUGAGAGCUACUGCAAGGUGUGCAGCGCCCAGCUCAUCUCCGAGUCCCAGCGCGUGGCCCAUUACGAGAGCCGCAAACAUGCCAGCAAGGUUCGUCUCUAUUACAUGCUUCACCCCAUAGACGGAGGCUGCCCAGCGAAAAAGCUCCGCUCAGAAAACGGCAGUGACGGUGACUCAGUGGAUAAGAACAAAUGCUGCACGCUGUGUAACAUGUCCUUUACCUCAGCUGUGGUGGCUGAAUCGCAUUACCAAGGAAAAAUCCAUGCCAAAAGGUUAAAACUGUUGCUGGGUGAACAACCAGCAUUAAAAGCCACAGAGAGCACGCUGAGCUCCCUGAAGCAGCCGCACACGGGCAGCGCCCCGGUCGUGGCGGCGCCGCAGCGCCGGGACUCGGACAGGUACUGCCAGCUCUGUGCAGCCUGGUUCAACAACCCCGUGAUGGCACAGCAGCACUACGAUGGCAAAAAGCACAAGAAGAACGCAGCCAGGGCUGACCUGCUGGAGCAGCUGGGGAAGACCUUGGACCUGGGAGAGCUGAGAGGGCUGAAGCGCAGCUACACGUGCAGCACCUGCAGCGUCACCCUCAACUCCAUAGAGCAGUACCACGCACACCUGAAGGGCUCCAAACACCAGACCAAGUGGGUAUCUCUCUGCCUUUCCCCUCUGGGCUCCUGUCUGAGCCUGCCUAGAUGA
This is a messenger RNA of Colius striatus (speckled mousebird), 726 nucleotides long. RefSeq names its product zinc finger matrin-type 4 (gene ZMAT4). The coding region runs from base 1 to 726 and encodes 241 amino acids. The transcript is spliced from 5 exons. Gene Ontology annotation, molecular function: nucleic acid binding; zinc ion binding. The record is from RefSeq and is a predicted model, not a curated record. Lineage: Eukaryota; Metazoa; Chordata; Aves; Coliiformes; Coliidae. Gene Ontology annotation, cellular component: nucleus.